This is a messenger RNA of Coregonus sp. 'balchen', 7947 nucleotides long. Lineage: Eukaryota; Metazoa; Chordata; Actinopteri; Salmoniformes; Salmonidae. The record is from the annotation of a GenBank genome assembly.
AUGCGAGUCUUGCCUACACAGAAAGAACCCCAGCCCCGCUCCUUUGAUGAACAACAACCCAAAACUGCUCUAAACUGGCCAGCCAUCCCCAGCCCCAGCCCCAGCCCAGCCCAGCGGCAUAGAACAAGUUCCAAACUGAGGUAUGCCCUGUGUAUUUGUGCCUAGUGCUCCAGUUUGCCACUUUCUGUAAAAAUACACGAUCAUUUUGAGCGUGAGCCGAUACGUCGAUACGGGUGUGGGUGGGGUACAUUGUUUAAUCUAGCAACGGUUUCCAUUACACGGGGCAUUCAUUGACAAAGUUUGCCAAUUGACAAGGGUCUUUCAUUGAGGCCCAGCCGACUCCAGACAUCAUUUCAGGCAUAGGCGCGCAGCCUUGUGGAUCAAGAGAAAGUGCACGUGUGCCAUAGCCUGUUAUUAUGAAUAAAGUGGACAAAGUUCUUGAGUUGUGAUGGUGGGAGUGAUAGUAUGCAGGACUUGAAUAGUUUGCAUUCACUGUGUGGCAGCUGUUGGUCCCAUGAUCACACACAAUCUUGUAAUAACUUAGUAAUACAUGUAUCACUGCCUUCACAACUUGUAUUCCAAGUGGAUGGGUUCAUCUCAUUCUAUGUAGACCACAAGCCAAUUCACUUUACUUGCCCUGUGUAGUACUGGGAUGUUACAACAAAAUGCCCUUGUCUUCACCAGAAGGUGGUGCCUGCCUGUAGGGGAGCUGGGGGGCUGGAGGAGUGCUGGUGUCAUGGUGAACAAUGUUCCGGAAGGUCAAAAAGCAUCACAGCAGCAGCAGCUCCCAAAGCAGUGAGAUCAGUACCAAGAGCAAGGUGGAUAACUAUACAAUACAUUACAUUACAUUACACUGCAGACUACACUGUCCUGGGCUACAUUCCAAACCCCUUCCAUCUGCCCUCAAUGACGCCCUCUUGUUGAUCUGAAGACUGGAUAGAUGUAAGCAGUAUGUCGGAAGCUCCACCUAGUCCUCCAAUAAGAAGCUCCACCUAGUCCUCCAAUAAGAAGCUCCACCUAGUCCUCCAAUAAGAAGCUCCACCUAGUCCUCCAAUAAGAAGCUCCACCUAGUCCUCCAAUAAGAAGCUCCACCUAGUCCUCCAAUAAGAAGCUCCACCUAGUCCUCCAAUAAGAAGCUCCACCUAGUCCUCCAAUAAGAAGCUCCACCUAGUCCUCCAAUAAAAAGCUCCACCUAGUACUCCAAUAAAAAGCUCCACCUAGUCCUCCAAUCAGAAGCUCCACCUAGUCCUCCAAUAAGAAGCUCCACCUAGUCCUCCAAUAAGAAGCUCCAUCUAGUCCUCCAAUAAGAAGCUCCACCUAGUCCUCUAAUAAAAAGCUCCACCUAGUCCUCCAAUAAGAAGCUCCACCUAGUCCUCCAAUAAGAAGCUUCCGUUGUGUUGCGUUCACCUGUCUACGUUUUAGUUGUUGUGCUGGAGCUUCUAAAUUAGUUGUUAUUAGUAAAUCAUUUACCUUGGCGGCAACAGGGUACUAGUCUUGCUAACACCAGCCUCUCUAAGUCUCUGACUUGUCGCGCGUCAGCUAGGCUAACAGGGUACAGACUCAGAAUACAAAAAAGCAGAUGCAUUCAGGAAAUACCAGAAAAUGCCAGACAAUACCAGACAUAACCAAGAAACUCAUGGAAGCAUGUCUUUAGAUAUACCUGUCAUGUCCAGUCCACCUGUUGGGAGCUUUAUGAGUUUGCUGCUGUGGAGUGAGACAAAUAAACUAGCUUAGUCGCAGCUCAGGCCAGAAACAGGCAGACAAGACAUACAGACAGACGGACAGACAGACACACUUUAGACUGAUUACAGUUUUUGCCUAUUGCUUACACACUUUUUGCAGAAUUUGGCUCAUUAUGUCAAAACUCAACACACAAGCCAAUCAGACAUAGCACUUGGAGAUUAACAACUCACAUAUAUGCCAAAAUGAAACACUGCAAUCAAAACUUAACACUCCUUUCUAAAAAUGAAAUUCUUGCAACAAAACCAUACACACAAGCAACAUUUGAAUUACUCUUUCAUAUCACCAGCAACACACUGAUGGGCUUUAUAUAAAACACUGCAGUCUUUGUGUUUCUAUUUUUAUUGUCAUUUUAUUGUCAUUGUCUUCUGUAAAACUCAAAAGUAGAAUUUCUGCAGUAAUCAAACAGUAUUUACAAAAAAGUUUUUACAAAAAAACAAACAUUCUUACAGAAAUACUUAACAUCAAAUUUAGCAACAAAACAAAACAAAAGCAAAAAAACUAAACAAUUACUGGAUAAAUUGCUAUUGGGGAAAAAAACAUAUACUUGUUUUGUGUGUGUGUGUGCGUGUGUGUGUGCGUGUGCGUGUGUGUGGUGGGGGGCGGGGGGGCUUAUGGAUCACGCCUUCUGUUCGGAUCUGGCCACAAGACCUUGUCAACAUCACAGGCGAUGUCCUCGCGGGCUAGGCAUCGGGGAAAAUAUCGCCUUGUGUGCCGAAUCCACCCUUGGAUUGAUCCCACCUCAAUGUCUCCACAUGCCUCUUCCAUUGCUUGCAGAAGAGUCAUGCGAGCAUGUGGUUGCCGAUCAUAUACUUUCCACCGCCACGCUGAAAAUAAUUCCUCGAUUGCAUUUAGAAAGGGGCUGUAAAGGGGCAGGUAUAAAACUGUGAAAUGAUUAUGGUUGUUGAACCAAUCUCGGACCAGAGCAGCCCGGUGGAAACUAACAUUAUCCCAGAUGACAACAAACCUGGGCUGCUGUGGUCUGUCCUGCACAACUGCAUGUAGUGCAUCUAGAAAUGCAAUGAUCUGUCCUGUAUUGUAGGGACCUAGAGUGGCAUGAUGAUGCAGGACUCCUUGGACACUAAUUGCAGCACACAAGGUGAUAUUUCCCCCACGCUGCCCAGGGACAUUUACAACAGCCCUUUGUCCAACUACGUUACGGCCCCGACACCUGGUUUUGGCCAGAUUGAAGCCUGCCUCAUCCACGUAGAUGAACUCAUGCGGCAGUUCGGCGGCAUCAAACUCCAGAACUGUCUGUAACAGAAAAUAUUGAAUAGUGUUACUGAAAACACAUACAGUAACUACAAUGUCUAUAUUUUCACACAAGUAGGGGCUGGGUUGGGUGAGUAUAGACAAAAACUACAAGCUACAGGCAGGGCAGGUGGCAGCAUAAACUCUCAUUCCCACAUCACAAUAUAUAGUAUGUAAAGUAAAGUGACACAUACCUGCACAUAAUCAUGGUACAGAUCCUUGACCCUGACACUGUUCCUCUCAAAUGGCACCCUGUACAGCUGCUUCAUUCUGAAGUUAUGUUUCUGUAGGAUGCGUCUUAGUGUAGAAAUGCUGACCCUGUUGAUAUUGUUGAAUUCAUUUCCAUUUGCAAUUAUGCGUUGUUGCAACUCACGAAGUCGGAUUGCAUUAUUUUCUCGCACCAUUUCAAUGAUGGCAAGCUCUUGUUGUUGAGUGAAGAGCCGUUCCCUUCCACCUUGAGGAGGUCGUCCAACCAUUCUGUAGAAAAUGCCACCACAAGAUGUAAUUGGUUAGGUUAUUUUAAUAAUAUGCCAUUUAGCAGACGCUUUUAUCCAAAGCGACUUACAGUCAUGCGUGCAUACAUUUUUUUUUUGUGUAUGGGUGGUCCCGGGGAUCGAACCCACUACCUUGGCGUUACAAGCGCCGUGCUCUACCAGCUGAGCUACUACCCGUACCACUACUAUUUUUCACAUACUGUACUUUCAAACUGUACACAGUACUGCAACAUCACAAUGGUAUUCCUUUACAUAUACAGUACUUCACAGCACUACCCAUUUUUGUAUAGUAUAGUUAGUACAGUAAUACUGUAAUAUGAUACAGAAUAAUGUGACACAUACAGUAGGUACAGUCUGGAGUAGAAACUUGAAGAUAUACCUGUUCUCCAGUCGGAAUGUCCUUAUUAUCGAUGCUACUGUGUAGCGACUGAGGUUAGGGUGGACUCUUUGCCCAGCCUCCCUCAUGGACAGGCCAUGAUUUAUCACAUGGUCCACCAGUGUAGCCCUGAUGUCAUCUGAUAUACGUCUCCACACUGGUCCUCGUCCUCUUCCACGUCCUCUUCCACAUCCGACUCCUCUCUCUCUUUGUCCUCCUCUGACUCUCAUUGCCUCCAUGCUUGCAAAGUUCUAAAAAUGGCUUACCUGAGGCCUAUUUGUAGUGCUAAGGCUCAGACUUAUUGGUGUUCUGUUUUCUGUGCAAGUGUUUCCAGGUGUGUAUGUAAGUGCAUACAAUUGCCAGAUGAGUUUUGCAUUUUGAACAGAGUGUUUUCCCAAUGAUAACAGGUCAUUUUGUUUUUGGACAAAGUGUCUAAUGUAAGAAAACGUGUGUAGUGUUUCGCAAUAAGUGUGUUACAGAAUUGCAAACAAAGUGCAAAGUUGACCUUGUGUUUAAGCUAUGGUUACACUGUGUUUAAGGUAUGCUACAAGAAGUUUAGGUAUUGAGGCUUUGGUCUAAGCAUUCGGUUUUAGUGUGUAAGCAAUGGGCAAAAACUGUAUAACCAUAUUAGAAGACCCCUCACAUCUGACAGUGGCUUUCAUUCAUGUUAGAAGAGAGCUCUGUCAUGUGCCUGCCCCUGUGAUGAAUAACAAACAAAUGCAAAGAUGUUUAAGCCACAGAGGCGGGAUUGAUCAGAUGGAGAAAUCGCUCUUCAUGACCAUCGAUGCACGUACUGCACAGCUGUCCUCUCUAAUUACGUUGCUGAUGGGUACAUGACUCAGUUUAUUAAUUGUCCAAUGCAGCAGUUUUUAUCUCAAUAUCAAAUUAUUUCUGGGUAACAAUUAAGUACCUUACUGUGAUUGUUUUCAAUUAAAAUUGUAAAAAAAAGAAACAAAAAUAGCUUCUUAGCAAAGAACAAUUUCGCAAUAUUUUUUUGCUUGGACUGUCUGAAUGGGGAGGGGAAAACGGAAAACUAGCUGUUAUUGGCAGAGAGGUUUGGAACGAUCUUUCUUAUUGGUCUAUUAAUUAAUUAAUUAACCUCCUGGUGAUGUCACCAGGCAGGCCAAAACUCCAUCCCACCAAAAUAGGCCAAAACUCCAUCAAACAGCCGUUACACUAAAAGGGCAUUUUCAUAAUUUGAUAGUAUUAUUCCAACCUCAUAGUGUGGAAAUAUACGUAUAUAAAACACAGGACACUCACGUUUUUGACUGCACUGGGCCUUUAAGAACGUCUUGCAUUCUGUCAAGGACUCCUAAAUCCAUGUCUGCCUCAAGCUCUUUUCUAGUUUUCCACUAAAACUCUACUCAUAAGAGGUUGGUGUGUUUUUCUUUUCUUUCUCAUAUACAAAUACUGCAGCAGAAACCAUGACCUCUGCGAUUUGGUCAACGUUUCAGUCAAUCAUGUAGCAUUUCUCAGUGCUUUUCUCCCUCCUGUCUUUAGUCUGUAGACUAGUUUGGGAGGUCUCUCCAGGGCCAGUACUAUAGCCAGCCUCGACACAGUCUCCACCAAGAGCUCAGGUAAGAAGUCCUAACAUGGCCAUAUCUCAAUUCUCUGAAAUGACGUAGGCUAGUUUCCUCCUCUCAUUUCCUUCCUAUUGUAAUAUAUAAUAUACACCAUUUAGCAUAUGCUUUUAUCCAAAGCGACUUAGUCAUAUGUGCAUACAUUUGAGCUACAAAGGACCACAAUUGCAGCUAUUCACUGACAGUCAGAUGAAGGGGCUGUAAAUGUCCCACAGUAUUGACUGUACAAAUCAAGUUCUUUCAGAUUUGACUGAUGUUCAUUGUAGGGCAUGCAGCAAAACAUUUUAAAGCAUUUUGCAAUGAACAACUAAAGUUAGUGUUUCUUAUUGGUAGUCCCUCUCUGUUUCAGUUCAUUUUCUUCCGUUUAAUGCCUAAUGAACCCCAUCAUGACCCAGUGGUAAUCAUGACUGAUGUAUGAACUGUGAACUGUAUGUAGGUAACAGUGCUGCGUCAGAGACAUGUGCUGAGUUCAGAGUGAAGUACGUGGGAGCCAUUGAGAAGCUGCAGUUUGAGAUUAGUAAAACUCUUCAGGAGCCUCUGGAGCUCAUCAACUACAUAGAUGCAGCUCAGGUAAGAACCAAGAACGCAAUACUAUACUUAAAGGUUAAAUGCAGUGCAGUGGAGACCAAUUCAUUACUGGAUAAUAACUAUAACCACUCAGUUUGAUCAUGGUGAUUGAUUAUGGUGAUCGUGAUGGAGAUGAAUGUUAUAGGGAUGUGAGGCAGAGGCAGCCUCUGUGUCCUCCUUGACAAGUCACUCUACAUGAACAUUGAGUACCUGUUGUGUUCCUUCCAAAGCAAGAUGGAAAGCUGCCGUUUGUGCCAGGAGAUGAGGAGAUGGUCCUGGGAGUGUCCAAGUACGGAGUCAAAGUGGCCUCCAUGGAUCAGUGUGUGAGUGUUUCCAUUUUCAUGUUAUAAAUGCUUUAGCGUCACAAAAGUUUCUACUAUCUAGUUGGAACAUAUUGUUGCAACGUUUCCUAUGUUGGACGCUUCUGCACUGUUUCCCGCUCUACCUGAUUGUCUGUCUGUGUUAUGACGAUGUUUGUAAUGUGCAUUAUUGUUGUGGAUCCUGUAAAGGACGUUCUGCACCGCCACCCUCUCUACCUGAUUGUGAGGAUGCUGUGUUAUGAUGACGGCCUGGGGGCUGGGAAGAACCUGCUGGCUCUCGAGACUACCGACGCCAAGCAGCAGGAGUGUAGCAUCUGGUUGUACCAGUGCAGCAGUGCGGUGAGUGUGUGUGUGUAAGUGCACGUGUGUGUGCGUGUGGGUGUGCAUGUAACAGACUGACAGACCAUCCAGCAGACAGUCUGUACUACAACCAGUGGUGUAGUUGAGAGUAAACACACGAAAACACCCUUUACGCACCUUUUUAAUUUUGCACAAGCGUUUACCUACCAUUUGCGAAAAAAUGCAUUGAAAGUAUAGGGAGCAUUACUUUAUUUAACGUGGAUGGCGAUCAGCGUUUAUCCACCAGUUUUUUACCACUACAUCACUGACUACCACAGUCUCAUAUCAAUACAUCUCAUGGUGUCACGCCCUGACUUAGAGAACUCUUGUUGGUUGGGUCAGGGUGUGAGUUCUGUUUGAGAUCUAGGUUAUUCGAUUCUGUUUAGGAUCAAGUAUGUGUAUUUCUAUGUUUGGCCGGGUGUGAUUCCCAAUCAGAGGCAGCUGUCGCUCGUUGUCUCUGAAUGGGGAUCAUACUUAGGUAGCCUGGUUGCCUACCUUAGUUGUGGGAUCUUUACUCGUGGUUGUGUUCCUGUUAGGCUUGUUGUGAGUAUAGCCCAUAGGACUUCACGUUACGUUGCUUUUGUUGUUUUGUCAAGUGUUUAUCUUCAUUAAUAAAUAUGUACGCAUACCACGCUGCACCUUGGUCUGACCUGUCUCUCAACGAUCGUGACACAUGGCAAUAUUCUGGGGUCCACACAAACUCUGGUCCUCUGUAGCUUAUCAUACAACUUAUUGUGCCAGUUUGUGGCAAACUGAAGGCAAUGCUGUGCAAGAUAAUGUAUUAUAACGUGUGAAACAGUCUUCCUGUGUGUCUCCUCUUAUCCGUUCAUAUAGCAGGAGACUGAGGAAGCGGGUCUCAAUGGCCCAGACAGACACGUUUUUUUCACAAUGGCCCGACCGUCAGCAUCAGUCACAGUGGAUAAACUUAUCUGCCAAAUGACUGAAAGUUAUUUUAUUAAGUUUCCCAUAUAAGCCAAUGACUGAAAUGGCAUUCACUAAAAUGCUGAAUGACUGAAUUGUUAAAUGAUAGAAAUGUGAAUGACUGAAAUGCUAAAUGACAGUUUUUCAUAAGAAGUCGAUUUCCCUUCUCCUCUCCCUUUCUCUGUGCAGGAACAAGCCCAGGUGUUGUCCGCCUCCCUCCACUGCGUGCUGACAUCAGAGAAGUCCUGAAGGGAAGUUGCCCUAAGGGACGUGGUGGAGACGGGCAGCACAGAAGUUGCCCUCCUCACGUGGUGGAGACAGGCAACACCAUGAACCAAUCGGGAGCCUGGAAACCAUAG